Molecule: messenger RNA, 183 nt
Organism: Penicillium antarcticum
Lineage: Eukaryota; Fungi; Ascomycota; Eurotiomycetes; Eurotiales; Aspergillaceae
Exons: 1
Coding region: 1-183 (60 amino acids)
Source: RefSeq, a predicted model, not a curated record
AUGUCGAAUGCGCAGGAGAACUUUUCAUCUAUGCCUCCCCACUCCUCUGAGGAUGAGGAGAGAGACCGCGAGGGUCACGGCCACCUUGGUGAUCAUGGCGACAAUAUGACUAAUUCAGAGACUCUUUGCCAAAAAGAGGACAGUGAGAACGUUUCGAGUAUCUCGGAUUACUCGCAUAGAUAA